AUGCGCGGUGCGCGCCGGACGCCGCAAGUCUUACCGAGUCGCUGGCGCUGCUGUCGCGGCGUCCCCAACUCUGCGGUAAAGGCUGGGCGCCCGGGCUCCCUCUGCUCGGCCAUGGCCCCCUCGCCGCCGUGCAGGCCCCCGAGGUCGCCGCCGCCGCCGCUGCUGCUGCUGCUGCUGAGCGUCGCGCUGCUGGGCGCCCAGGCCCGCGCGGAACCCGCCGCCGGAAGCUCCGUCCCCGCGCAGAGCCGCCCGUGCGUGGACUGCCACGCUUUCGAGUUCAUGCAGCGUGCCCUGCAGGACCUGCGGAAGACGGCCUGCAGCCUGGACGCGCGGACGGAGACCCUCCUGCUGCAGGCCGAGCGCCGGGCCCUGUGUGCCUGCUGGCCGGCCGGCCGCUGAGGACCCUCAGCCAGACUGCCUCCUCACCAAUAAACACCUGGC
This is a messenger RNA of Kogia breviceps (pygmy sperm whale), 441 nucleotides long. RefSeq names its product NELL2 interacting cell ontogeny regulator 1 (gene NICOL1). NCBI's taxonomy places the organism in Eukaryota, Metazoa, Chordata, Mammalia, Artiodactyla, Physeteridae. The record is from RefSeq and is a predicted model, not a curated record.